UCACCAACGGGAAAACAUCACAUGUGUAGAAAACAAGCCGUGGAUAGACAGAGGGUGUGACUCCGCCUAUUGAUCAAAGAACAUCCUCCUCCCUUUUGUCUUUUCUUCAGUUUGGUAACUUCUCUAAAAGCAGCGUGGACGGACGAAUCGUCGCACUUUUUUUUUCGUGGGACUUUGGCGCAUCGGACAGGCAGACCGAGUCCACCAACGAGCUGAGAAGAAACUUUUUCCUCUUUACUGAGGGAAGUUGUGUUUCAUGGAGUCUUUGUGGAAAUCAUUUAUUCUCAUCACAGCGGCGAGGUUUGGAGCCAAAUUACUGUCCCAUCAUUACAAAGUUACUACAUGAUGAGCAGUCAAUCGUUGCAGACCGUCAUUGACCCAGUGUUUCGAAGCAAGAUGCCAUUAUUCGAUGGGACCAUAGCAUCCGCUGGACUGUCAAAGCCACAAAACAUGCCUGGUUUCCUUGGUAAGCACGCACUGCAGUACAGCGGGGCCUACUUUACGUAUGACCCCAGAGUAAAGGACGGAGCAGGAUUCACUCCUCCUUGGAGCAACUCAAAGACCUCACUGCUGGAUGGCAGAAGUCCUGUGAGUCACCUCUCUGGCAUGGAUGGACAAAACCACAUAAUUUACAGGCAAGACAGCAACUCCUCAGAGGAGGGCCAUUCUCAUUCUUCCUCAAUGCGUCAUACCCCAGUAAAACAGGGCUUUACACCAUACACUAAAAGUUCUGGGAUCAGCAGUCCUACAGCUGCAUCAGUGGCUGUCAGAAAACAAAAAACUGGAGGUGAGAAUUCAUCCCCUGCAUCUGAAAAUUCAGUUUACUUGGCGAUUCCGAAGCCAGUUUAUGGACAUAACCCCUGCUGUAAUGAACUGGGUUGUGUGAUAGGACAACAAUACAGUAUGGAACAUGGAUCUCAGAGGAUCCCAAACACUGUCUAUGAGCAUGAUUGGAUGCAAACUGAUGCUCACUACAGUGAAAGAUCGCCCAUCCAGAGGAAGGCACAAGACACACGGAGAGGUUUACAGUUUGAGCCCGGCGCAGAACCAAUCAAGAGGAUGACUGUGGACACAUACAGCCCAAGUAGAGCAAGGACUCUGCCUGCAAUGAUUGAGCCAAACUACAGCAGUUACCCCUGCACGCCAACUCGCACUCUGUUUGGUUCUUUAAGUGAGCAGAGCCAGCACUUACAGACAUCCCCCAGAGGCUACCCUAGCCUAUACCCCUCCCAUCCUACAUAUGAGCAUAUGACCUCAGAGGUUUAUCAGGAACGUUCUCACAUGUCCAAAUAUGGUCAGCUAACACAGCACCCAAUGUUUUACUACCCCCAGGCAAAUGUGGAGGUAGAAAACAGGACACAGUGUAAAGAUAUUGGUGGUAAGCAGAGAGAAGAUGUCCCUGUUAUUCUUAAACACACACUCUCAGCACCCCAGGACCAUUACUUAGUGCAUCAGUCGCUUCAUGGUGAGAUUCCUUUGCCUAGCACUGAAACAAUGCCAAAUCAUUCCUUUAUACGGGGCUUUGACUAUCCAUAUUAUGCAGUCCCCAGAUUUCAUUUAAAUGCAAGCCAAAUCAGAGCCCCCCUAAAAAGGCAGCAUGCACUGCCUAGCUGGCACUCUAAUCGCAUAAAUGUUUCCCCAUCCGGCCAACACAUGGAUCUCCCCAUGGCCUCUGUAGCCAACCUGCAUAAGAACAAGCCCAGCACCAGCUUGCAUGUUGACCAGUCGCACACCUCCUCACCUUUCCUCCUUGUCGACCAAUCCAGUCCAACCAGACGUGUAGGCCAACCUGGAGUUUCACCCUCCAGCAUACAAAUUAACAGAUUUUUUCCCCCACUCACCAGCCUGCACAUAGAUCGACCCAUCCUUCCGCCAGCUGGCUUAAACAUGGACAGACUCCUGGACUAUUCAUCUUGUGAAGCCCAAGUUACGUGCCCGAAACAACCAAAAGACCUUCCUGUUUCCCCAGUGGCAUGGCUGCCCCGGUCACCUAAUCACAGUUCAGAUCACAUCCACACAGCUGUAACUAAUAGUGCAAAUGUCCGAAAAAUUAUUUAUUCCCCUGCUGUUGCAACAGGAAAUAAACACAAUGGCCCUACAUCCAGUUCAGCUGCCUCUGUUCUUAAAGGGACCCUGAAGAGAAGUGUUUCUCACUCAUCUCCACCCAUGAAAAUAAAAGAAGAGGACAGGGAUUUAUGUGAAGUGGACUUAAUUAAGAAACGACAAAAGAUGGAAAUGGAGAAUGGACAAGUAGGGAAUAAAACUGACUCUCCUCCUAUGCCAGUCAUCGACAAUGUCUUCAGCCUGGCACCUUACCAAGCAUACCUGCAGGCCUCUGGAGUGUUGUUUCCAGGCAGAAUACCUCCGAGAACUGUCCAGUCUUCUGAGCACUGUGUAGUCAAACCCAAGCCAUGCAUCAAAGAAAAGAGGCCAGAUCGAGAUCAGCAGCAGCCUGUUGUCCGUCCAGUUUAUAAAAACAUCUGUCCAGAUACUCCAACAGAGAAGCCUGUUGUAGAAAUCCUUGAACCCAAAAAUAUUAAAGUGGAAAAAGUAGAUCCACCAGAAACAGACAACUCUGUAGAGAGUUAUGUUGGUCAGAAGGACUGCAGCAAAAUAACAAUAAAAAAAGAGCCUGAAGAUGCUGGUUUUCCUGACAGUGGGCAUGACAUGUUGGUUAUUAGGAAAUGUGAACCUGACGAACUUGAAAGUAAACCCUCAUUAGCAGAUGAAAACAAGACUUCAAAUGAGUCCAAACCUGCCAAGGUGACUGCACAGAUUACCUCACCUUCUCAGGGUGAUACAAGCAUAUCACGUGAUCAGGUGGUCAACCCUCACCCCAAACCUAUUACUACACCUCAACCACCUGACACCAAACUUAAUUUCAAAAACAUUCCUCCCCAGUGUCUUAAACUUUCCACCUAUAAAAUCAUUCUCCCUGAUACAAAGCAUCCUUGCCCUGUUCCACCCCAACAGAAGCCACCUGUACAGCCGAUGACUGAAUUCAUACCAAAAGUAGAGCUCCAAAUGCCAGUCCGCAAGCACUUUUUAGAGCUGCACCAGUCUCUCUGCAAGCUAGUAUCCAAAUCUGUGUCAGCCUCUUCAGAGCAGGAGCUCAGAACCUGGUUGUCUCAGCUGGAACUGACUGAACCUGCAUCUCCAUCGACCAAAGUCCAGAAAGUGUCCUGUUUGUUGGGGAAAAAGGCCAGAGAGGUGUGGCUCAAUGAGGAGAUGAAGUCAGCACUCCAAAAGGUCCUUGACAGGUUGCGAGAGUACACUGCCCAGGAACGCUGCCCUUUUCCACAUGUCAUGCGGACAGGGGCAGUGUUCCUCCCUAUGUUGGUGGUGAAAGAACUGCUUUUUCCGAUGGUCCAGGGCAGCUUCGUCGACCAGGUCCUGCAGGAGCACAAAGUGGAACUGCGGCCCACCACGCUCUCUGAAGAGAAGAUCCUCAUCCAGCUUCAUAAACGAGCCUGCUCCUCCAGGCUCAGGAGACUGAUGUCCCUCAAACACCUGCCUGACAUCUACGCUGAUGUGCUCAACCUUUUGUACUACGCCUGUGUCUGCAAACACCUAGGAUUAGACAUGGGCGACUCUGUUAAAAGAGAACAAGAUGAAGGUUGUGAAGAGACUAACAGCUGCAAGAGUUCUGUCUGUUCAGAUGUCGCCACCUCAUCCUCAGAAUCACACCCACAGAGACAUCCGCAGGACCACGAAACAAAAUCACAUUUGAACAGGAAUAAAACAAAAAGCAGGGUUAAGAGCAGUUCACGGCGUAUGUUUCUGGACAGCAGUUUGUCAGAUAAGGAAGAGACAGAUGACACAGAAAGUGGAGGCAGACUGAAUGCAUUUAGCAAGAAAAAUGGGAGUGGCCAUCAGUGUGAAGAGGCUGAGAAUAGAGGAAAUGACUGUUUGGUUGCAGAGCAGGACUCUUGUGAGAAUUCAUGGACAUGUCCUUUAACCUUUGACGACCUCUCGCCAUCUCCCAGUGACACACAAAUAGAGGAACCCUCCAGUUUGCCUCCUGCCUGUCAUUCUUCAGGACCAGCCGAAUUUCAGCUUGCAUCCAAGAGUCGUUCGGGUGUGAUUCUCAAAUUGAGGAGGAUGUUUAGUAAAAGUCUGAACAGAAAAAAGGCUUGCUACCAAGCAGUUUCGGACUCAUUUACUGAUCCUUCCCUCUCGCAAACGCAGGAUGGGAAGGGAAAGAGGAACAGCAAGGGGGACUUCCACACGAGGACGCCCAAAGUAAUCCACAGGUGGCAGAGAACAGGAAGCUUCUCUCAUGCCUUAAGACCCCUCAGGAGCUCUUCUAAAAGAAAACACAGAUCUCUAUUAAAGAUCAAAUACUGUCCCUAUUUGUCUGCCUGCCACAGCGCUGAACACAGGAGGCGAUGGGUUCUGCGUUCGGCUGUCCGGAGGGCUCGGGGAGCCAUGAGAUUCUACUAUCCAGACCUAGUGGGAAAGAGGAUUCGUCAUCUAUAUGAGGAAGAUGACAAGUCAGAAGUGUGGUACAGAGGAGAGGUGCUGCGAAUUCACGAGGCCCACACCAACCCGCUAAAGACUAUAUUUGAGGUCAGGUAUGACAGUGAGCCAGAGUGGAAGUACUACCUGGAGCUGCUGAUAGACUAUAAAAAAGGCUGGCUCAAAAUUGAAGACUAGCUUCCCCAAACAAAUGGUGCUGUCAGUUUUGUUUUUGGUCACCUUACUGAGUGCAAUGACACCUUCUACUGUUGUUUUUUUUUUAACUGUUGCCAACAACAAGUUGAUAAGCCAUAAAUAUCUGUCUGACUUCCUAAAGAAUGAGCUAUGACUGGGUGCAUUUUGUAGGGUAAAGCAGCUUUCUGUAGAUGUUUUAAGCUCUUUUCUUGGACACAUUGAUCAGUGGCUUUACCGGUUAAUGCACAAGUUAGACUGUGGUUAUCUGAAAGAAAUGUCAUGAUCUUGUGCUAAAAAAACAAAUGUCCCUUAGUUUCUUUUACACUUAAAUUGUAAGCAACUAUGAAGUUAGGUAUUUAUAUUAAUUCUUAAGUCCUAAAUGUCCACUUUUGUUUUAAAAUAAAUUCUGAGUGAAGUUAGUGACUGAUAUAUAUUUUUUUUCUAUUUUUUAUUUUGCCAGUAAGAAAAAGAAAUCAGCAAAUGACAUGGGGACAUUUUUUUUAAAGAGUUUUACUGUCAGACAGUAUCAGCCACAUGUAUAUAGGUUUACAAUAAAGGUGCAAAUCUUGUAUGUCAAAGAGUAAUUUUCACCUCAUCAUUGUGGUUGGUGUUAUUUUAUUGUGUGUUACUGACGCUGGACAGGCAUUCAUGGAGUUCUGUACCAAGCUGCUCAAGAGGUUUUUUUUAAAGACACACCGGCUCAGAUGUCCCCAUGUCAGUGUUUGUAAUCACUGUGAACCUGAAGACUUUCACCUCAGAUUUUAUUUUAUAUUAAUUUUGUAUAAUUUUCUUAUACCUCUUAGAUCGAAUUGAACUGUCUGAAAUAAAUGUUUGUAAUGA
Messenger RNA from Thunnus maccoyii (southern bluefin tuna), 5493 nucleotides. RefSeq names its product chromosome 5 C15orf39 homolog (gene prmt2ip). The record is from RefSeq and is a predicted model, not a curated record. The transcript has 3 exons. NCBI's taxonomy places the organism in Eukaryota, Metazoa, Chordata, Actinopteri, Scombriformes, Scombridae. Bases 343 to 4656 code for a protein of 1437 amino acids.